AUGUCGAAACUUUCCUUUCCACCUGAGGACUUUGGAUCACCCACCAGCCGGACUCGAGAUUGGUCAGGCAACAUCCAUGGCAGCAGCGGAGCCUGCAGAGGGAGGCAUGGAUCCCGGCAUCCCGCCUUGUACAAGGCCGCGACGUACGGGUGCGUGGGGAGCGUGAGGAAGCUGGUGGCGGGCGACCUCAGGGCCCUCAACUCCAAUACGCCCCAGGGCAACACGGCGCUCCACGUCGCCGCCUCGCACGGCCACGCCAAGUUCGCCGGCGAGGUCCUCAAACUGAACGAGGGGCUGAUCGUCGCCGAGAACGCCGACGGAGACACCCCGCUGCACUUGGCGGCCAAGAACGGCAGGCUGAAGGUGGCUGAGCUGAUGAUACGCCUCGCCCAGGCGUGCCCAGACCACCCCGGCACCGAUGGCAAGCUGCUCAAGACCCCCCUGACCAUGACGAACGGCGAGGGCAACACCCCGCUGCACGAGGCCGUGCGGCACCAGCACACCGACGUGGCGCUGAAGCUGCUGGUCGCCGACUCCAAGUGCGCCCACGCUCUCAACGAACAGAGCGAGUCGCCGCUGGACAUGGCCGCCCGCCAGGGACUCGUCCAGAUCGUCCGCAGGAUAGUGGACGUGCCCUGGGUACCAGCGGAGGCCAUCCAGUCCGUCGGCGUCACGGCUCUGCACCAGGCAGUGCUCGGAGGCCACACCCAGGUCGUGGAGAUCAUGCUGGAGAAGCACCACUACCUGCUGGACCGGAGCCACUCCGGCGGCAACAACGCCCUGCACUACGCGGCGCAGAAGGACAACAAGCGAGUGGUGAAGCGGCUGCUCAACGAGCGCACGGGGCUGGCCUACAGGCGCAACGGCCAGAGCCAGACCCCGCUGCACGUCGCGGCGCACCACGGGUCCACGAGAGCCAUCCGGGCGCUGCUCCAGCAGUGCCCCGACGUGGCCGAGAUGUCCAACGCCGCCGGCCGCAACGCCUUCCAUGCCGCCGUCGCCAGCGGCAAGACGGACGCGCUCCGGUGCCUGCUCCGCAACGUCCGCCCGGCGGAGCUGCUCAACCACGUCGACGACGACGGCAACACGCCGCUGCACCUCGCCGCCGAGAUGAGCCACGUCCAGUCGGCGCUGCUGCUGGUCUGGGACAGCCGCGUCAACCCCUGCAUCCGCAACAAGAAAGGCCACACGGCGCGCAGCCUUCUCGAGGCCAGAUCUGCGCAGGACCGCGCCACGGACAGCGAGGUCAAGAUCAGAACGGUCGACGGCGGCCAGGAGCCGCACACCCACCUCGAGAUCAGGCCCAUGGACGCCUACGAGAUGUACCUAUGGAAGGAGCUCAAGCGCCACGGUCCAAGAGGUGCCGCAACCAGCAGCUGCCGCCCGUCGGCUUCACCCUUCACCGCAGGACCAGCCACAAGUACUUCGAGCGCAGCGUCGAGACCUACAUCCUCGUGGCCACCCUCAUCGCCACCGUCACCUUCGCCGCCACCUUCACCAUGCCCGGCGGCUACGACCAGACCAAGGGCAUCGCGCUGCAAGGCCACAACACCGCCUUCAAGAUCUUCGUCAUCUCCAAUACCGUUGCCAUGUGCAGCGCCAUCGUCGUCGUCUUCUGCUUCAUCUGGGCCUGGAAGAACCCCAUCAAGUUCAGGGUCGACCAGCUCAUGUGGGGCCAUAGGCUCACCUGAAGGGAAUCGGGUUCAUGUGUAG
Panicum virgatum (switchgrass) is the source of this 1713-nucleotide messenger RNA. RefSeq names its product serine/threonine-protein phosphatase 6 regulatory ankyrin repeat subunit B-like. The record is from RefSeq and is a predicted model, not a curated record. The coding region runs from base 1 to 1713 and encodes 570 amino acids. The transcript has 4 exons. NCBI's taxonomy places the organism in Eukaryota, Viridiplantae, Streptophyta, Magnoliopsida, Poales, Poaceae. Gene Ontology annotation, molecular function: protein binding.